UAUAUCAACUUGCGUCGGACAGAAGUGGGUUUUUAUCUCGAGAACGUUCUCUCCUUGUUCAGUCCAAACAAUCUCACAAACCAUGGGAAAUAAUAAGUCGAGAAUGACAUCGGAUUACCCAAGGGACAUGAUUUUCUACGUUAAGAGGAUUUCAUCGACAUUCCUUGGAAGAGAGAUUACCAAACGAUGUGGAAACGAAGGGCAGCACAACAACCUCGCGGAGAAAGACAAGACCACAUUGAAAUUUCUGCAAGCUGCCAUCUCGUACAUCUCAGAGGCGACCGACAUGGGAGCAGAUCUUUCAAAUGCAGCUUUCAUUUUUUCACAGCCAGGAAGAGAGUUCGUUAUUCAGGCUGGAAAUGGCGACUGGGAGUUCUUUUUUUCAGAGGAUCUUAAUAAUACAAUUCAUGGCCACUGUGUUCGUAAGGGUCCGAAGCAGGCUUCCCGAGGUUUAUGGAGUAGCUACAGUUCCACUGAGAGAACAUCUGGCCCUGCCAAUCGAAACAAUACACCCAGAAAAGCACCAGGUCGAAUAAAUGGUUUGUUGGCCCUGCCAUCUGCUGCCUAGAAAAAUGUUUUACACCUCUACAGAGUAAAAGAUGAAAUUCAAGAAAUGCGCAUAUCAUUACCAGCUUGAUAUUACAAGUGACAAAUGAUUCCAUAAUUUAUCAGGCAAUUGAUUUAAUUUAUCCUGCCGUGAGACAGUCUCCAAUUUUAGUUACUCGAAGGAUCGAGCAUCGGAUGUGUAUGGCCGAUGUUAAGAGCAUUAAUUUGGUAAUACGGAAAACUUACCUUGACUCUCAGGAAAUGAUUGACGCCGGCAUGAUCUGAAAACUUGUCUCGACCACGUCAGCUAAAGCUACCGAGGAUUCAACCUGACAAUAGGGCUGAAUUUGAGCUUUUUAGGCCCGUGUUUAUCAAUCACAGUUUCGUAGACAACGAGAGUCAUUUACUGACUGAAGAGAAGGCGUCCAAUUGGAGAGUAACAAACUGCCUUGAAAUUCAGAUCAUCAAUAGAUUCCCGGCAGUUUGACCUCCAAAUCGGAGCUACGGACAGCUAUACUUACCACUGAUAUUCUGAAAUUGCCUAUGAAAUUUCCCUUGAAGUUGUCCAGCUGACCCGUAAAAAGAUAGCUUGGCAAAAUCCUUCCGAGAAUUAUUACAUGCAGCUUUUGGUUAAGAAGCGUGCGUGAUAGGAAAAGCCGUCUACAGCUCAUAAGGUCAAGUUGGACAAUCGUAACACGACUAAGACGGCUGAACCUUUUGUCCUUUUUGUGGUUAGUGGAGUUUUUCCCCUUUCAAAUUACCUUCAAUUUUUAUUGACCAGGGAAAAAUUUGUUUGAUGAGUCAUUGUGAUGUGGCAUCCCAAACAUGCAAAGAAGACAAAAGAUAUGAAAUCUGGCGAUCAAAGAUUUAUAUAUCUCAUUUACAUUUUAUCAUAUAUCUUAUGACAUAUGACAUUUUAUAUAUGAUAUAUGAUAUCUU
Messenger RNA from Stylophora pistillata, 1485 nucleotides. RefSeq lists its product as uncharacterized. Lineage: Eukaryota; Metazoa; Cnidaria; Anthozoa; Scleractinia; Pocilloporidae. The record is from RefSeq and is a predicted model, not a curated record.